AAGCAAAUCUGAUUCAUUCCACAACAUUGAUGAUUGUUUAGCUUCCUUUAAUUUGAUGCUUCAUAGUAAUCCUCCUUCCGCUAUUAAGGAAUUUAGUAAAUUGUUCUCUGCACUUGUUCGAAUGAAACAUUAUGCUACUGUCAUUUCUCUCUCUAAACAGAUGGAAAUGUUUGGAAUUUCACAUAACAUUUAUUCUUUAAGUAUUUUGAUUAAUUUCUUCUGCCAUCUAGACCAUGUGGAUAUUGGGUACUCUCUUAUCGGUAAAAUCUUCAAACUUGGUUUUAAGCCUGACAUUGUAACGCUUACUACCUUAAUCCAUGGGCUUUGUAGGGAGGAUAAAUUUGGUAAAGCCGUGGAUUUGUUUGAUGAUAUUGUUGAAAAAAAGUGGAAGGAAAGCUUUUAUGUUGCUAACCAAAUGUUUGAAGCAAACGUCACACCAAAUUUAUAUACCUUCAAUACCUUGGUUGAUGGACUUUGUAGGGAAGGAAGGUUUCAAAAGCUGCAUGGUGCAGUUAAAUUGAUGAUGCAUGAGGACUUAGAGCCUGAUGUUAUCACCUUAAGUUCAUUAAUGGAUGGAUAUUGUGUACAUAACCAAGUGGAUCAAGCUAGAGAAAUAUUUGACCUGAUGGUAAGCAAGGGCUGUACACCUACUGUUGUUACCUACAACAUCUUGAUUCAUUGCUACUGUAAGAGAAAAAGGAUAGGUGAAGCAAUGCAGCUUCUUGAUGAAAUGCCUUGCAAAGGCUUGAUGCCUGACCAUUUCACUUAUAAUUCUCUUAUACGUGGCUUGUGUAAAGCAAAGGGCCCUUGGGCUGCGCAUAAGUUUUUCAAGGACUUGUGUGCUAGUGGCCAUUCUCCAGAUAAUGUAACCUACUCAAUUCUGAUGGACGGCUUUUGUAAUCAUAGGAGUGUUGAUAUGGCGUUGGAUCUAUUUCAUGAAAUGCAAAAGAACUUGUUGAAGCCUCACCUUAUUAUUUAUAAUACCUUAAUUGAUGGUAUGUUCAAGGUUGGAAAGGUUAAAGAUGCAAAGGAACUGCUUUCUAGACUUCCCAUAGAAGGGUUGUAUCCUGAUGUCUGCACAUACAAUACAAUGGUCAAUGGACUUUGUAAAGAAGGAUUAUUAGAUGAAGCAUUGGAGGUUUUCCGGGAAAUGGAAGGGAAUGGUUGCUUACCAAAUGGUUGCUCUUAUAACGUGAUUAUCCAAGGAUAUCUCCGACACAACGAUGUGUCCAUGGCAUACCAACUUAUUGAGGAAAUGGUUGGCAAGGGGUUUUCUGCAGAUGCGACUACCGUGGAGUUGGUAGUAAACAAUGAUCUGCUUGUGAAAAAGCUACUAAGCUGCUCUGCUACUAAGCUGCUCUAAAAGUUCUCAAGACGUAAAGUUGAAGUGAGAUUUUAAGAAAGAAGAAUUGUUAUACAGUCACUGGAGAUGUUGUUCUGUUUUGGGUUAUAUGACUUAAAUUUGUCUCUAUUUUCUGCAAUUCAAUAUUUAUAUUUGUAUCAGACUUCUGUGCAGCUGGCAUUGGCAAUAAGUUGUAAUACUAAUUGUUUUUGUUUGCUAUCAAGAGAA
Molecule: messenger RNA, 1570 nt
Organism: Jatropha curcas
Lineage: Eukaryota; Viridiplantae; Streptophyta; Magnoliopsida; Malpighiales; Euphorbiaceae
Source: RefSeq, a predicted model, not a curated record